UCUGCAAAACAAUAUCGUAUUCAAGCGACACAUCCACAGGAAACAAUGGCAACCCUUUACAGAGGACAAUCUAGGAGGGACAAACCUAGAGGGCGACAGCAUGGUUUAACUCAACAGAAGAGGCAAGAGAUAAAGGAAGCAUUUGAGCUAUUUGAUACUGAUGGCUCAGGUACCAUUGAUGCCAAAGAGUUGAAUAUUGCCAUGAGAGCCUUGGGAUUUGAAAUGACAGAGGAGCAAAUCAAUCAAAUGAUUGCAGAUGUUGACAAGGAUGGCAGUGGUGCAAUCGAUUUUGAUGAAUUUGUGCACAUGAUGACUGCAAAGAUUGGAGAAAGGGAUACCAAGGAGGAGCUCAUGAAAGCUUUCCGAAUAAUUGAUCAAGAUAAUAAUGGAAAGAUAUCUGCUGCAGAUAUUCAUCUUAUUGCAAAGGAAUUGGGUGAGAACUUCUCCGACUCAGAGAUUAAAAGGAUGAUUGAAGAAGCAGACCUUGAUCGUGAUGGUGAAGUCAAUGCUGAUGAGUUCAUCAGGAUAAUGAAGAAAACUUCGUAUGGGUAUUAGGACUUUGAUGUUAAAAGUUCCUUGUAUGUAGGUAAUCAUCCUCGUCCUAUGAAGCAUUACUGAAGCCACCUGGCACCUGAAAGCAUGACAGAAGGCUCCCUGUUGCCUAAUUUAAUUUUGACAACCCAUAUGUGCGGAUCAGGUUGUUUCUGUCCUGUUAAUUCUCUAUAUAUAGGGCUUAAUGUUAGAUAACCUGUUUUGGACAUGUGGACAUUUACUGUAUUGCAAUACACUGGUGUUAGGUGUCUAAGCAUAUUUUUAUUCAGUCUGCAUCUAAUGAAUGAUAACAGUUAUUUUUAUCAG
Molecule: messenger RNA, 858 nt
Organism: Telopea speciosissima
Lineage: Eukaryota; Viridiplantae; Streptophyta; Magnoliopsida; Proteales; Proteaceae
Product: caltractin-like
Exons: 7
Coding region: 46-555 (169 amino acids)
Biological process (GO): mitotic cell cycle; centriole replication
Cellular component (GO): centrosome; centriole
Molecular function (GO): calcium ion binding
Source: RefSeq, a predicted model, not a curated record